AUGGGAGAAAAACUUAAGAGAUACAUUGUUCCAAUACGUUAUUUGAGUAAUCCCAUUUUUCAGCAACUGCUAGAGGGUGCUGCCGAGGAGUAUGGCUACCCUAGUCAGAAAGCCAUUGUUUUGGCUUGCAAUGAAUCCAUCUUCCAAAUGUUCAUGGAUUCAAGGCUAAGUGAUUCCUAG
Molecule: messenger RNA, 180 nt
Organism: Ilex paraguariensis (yerba mate)
Lineage: Eukaryota; Viridiplantae; Streptophyta; Magnoliopsida; Aquifoliales; Aquifoliaceae
Source: the annotation of a GenBank genome assembly